This is a messenger RNA of Cololabis saira (Pacific saury), 728 nucleotides long. Its product is annotated as gamma-crystallin M3-like. Gene Ontology annotation, molecular function: structural constituent of eye lens. The record is from RefSeq and is a predicted model, not a curated record. Bases 106 to 654 code for a protein of 182 amino acids. NCBI's taxonomy places the organism in Eukaryota, Metazoa, Chordata, Actinopteri, Beloniformes, Belonidae. Gene Ontology annotation, biological process: lens development in camera-type eye; visual perception. The transcript has 3 exons.
GGGGGACACAGCAGUUCUUUACGUUUAGCCAGGUAUAAAAGGAAAGGGUUAAACCAGGUAGGCAAGCAGUUCAGGAGCAACAGCAACAACUCAUCUACAGCCAACAUGAGCAACACCGACAUGAACAUGAGGGGCAAGAUCAUCUUCUACGAGGACAGGAACUUCCAGGGUCGCUCCUAUGAGUGCAUGAGCGACUGCUCCGACAUGUCCUCCUUCCUGAACAGGUGCAACUCCUGCCGGGUGGAGAACGGCAGCUUCAUGGUCUACGACCGUCCCAACUUCAUGGGAAACCAGCACUUCAUGAGGAGGGGCGAGUACUCCGACUACAUGAACAUGAUGGGAAUGAGCGGUGGCAUCAGGUCUUGCCGUAUGAUCCCCCAGCAUAGAGGCCAGUUCAGGAUGAAGAUCUUCGAGAGGGAGAACUUCCAGGGCAUGAGUCAUGAGCUGAUGGACGACUGUGACAACAUCAUGGACCGUUACCGCAUGUCCGACUGCAUGUCCUCCCAUGUGAUGGACGGCCACUGGCUGAUGUACGAGCAGCCCCAAUUCAGAGGCAAGAUGAUGUACCUGAGGCCCGGAGAGUACAGGAGCUUCAGGGACAUGGGAAUGAGCGGCAUGAGGUUCCAGAGCAUGAAGCGCAUCAUGGACAUGUAAAAACCAACAUGUUCAUUACAUCAAAAUAACCAAAAUAAACAAACAUUUUUGACAAAAUGUUUUCUGCCACUUCA